AUGGCUUCUCAGUCGACCCUGCGGUAUUCUGCGGAUCCGCUGGCCAAUCUGUACCAUCAGUACUCCAACCUCAUCCGCCAGCGCCUGAGAAGCACCUCGAAGGCAACGAGACUACUCGGCGCAGUCAUCCUAACUCUCUCAAUAGUGGUAGGUAGUACGGGAACCACAAGAUGGUGGAAGAAACAGCGCAAGGAGAAAGAGCAAGGAAGACGACUGCUGCGGCGAAAUUCAGGACUGCUCAACAAGGAUGGAUCCAGAGUUAUAUACGUGCCAUACAAAGACUCGACCUCGAAAGUCACUAUAAAUCCUACGAAGCCUACUACAUUUGAUGCCCACCGCAGGCUGUUCCUCAACCCGCCGAGAGCUUCAGGGCUCACAGAUGGAGAUACCCCGCAAAUACCGCCACCGCAGACAAAGCCAGGUCUCAAUCUCGCAUUCUUACACCAGUUCCUCAGUUUGCUGAGUAUUAUGAUACCGAGAUGGACGAGUAAAGAGACAGGGCUAUUGUUAAGUCAUGGAAUGUUUCUGCUGUUGCGGACGUACCUUUCGUUAGUGGUCGCUAGAUUAGACGGAGAGAUUGUUCGGGAUCUUGUUGCUGGUAAUGGGAGGUCAUUCAUAUGGGGAAUCAUCAAGUGGUGUGGUAUUGGAAGUCUUGCCUCAUACACGAAUGCCAUGAUCAAAUUCCUACAAUCCAAAGUAUCAAUUGCCUUUCGAACACGUCUCACCCGAUACAUACAUGAUCUUUACCUGAAUGAUAACCUCAACUAUUACAAAUUACCAAAUUUGGAUGGUGGAAUUGGACAAGGAAUAGACCAAUUCAUCACUCAGGAUCUCACGCACUUCUGCGCUGCUUCAGCAAGUCUCUACUCCUCGUUGGGAAAGCCAUUUGUAGAUCUGAUGGUUUUCAAUUACCAACUUUAUCGAUCACUCGGCCCUCUUGCAUUUGCUGGCCUGCUGAGCAACUAUCUACUCACUGCCAGUCUUCUCCGAAGGAUGUCUCCUCCUUUUGGAAAACUAAAGGCUGUCGAAGGCCGCAAAGAAGGAGAUUUCAGAGCCCUCCAUUCUCGUCUCAUAGCAAAUGCGGAAGAAGUAGCAUUUUACGGUGGAGCGAACAUGGAAAAGAACUUUUUAGACAAGGAAUUCAAGAGUCUAAAGAGAUGGAUGGAAGGGAUCUACACUCUGAAGAUCCGUUAUAACAUUCUCGAAGAUUUUAUCCUCAAGUAUAGCUGGAGUGCAUAUGGCUAUCUCUUGAGUUCAUUGCCAGUCUUCUUACCAGCGUGGGGUGGCCUUGGAGGAAUUCAAGAACUCGCCGAUGCAGCCAUCACUGGUGGAAGAGAAAGGGGUCGUAUGAAGGAAUUUAUCACUAAUAAACGACUUAUGCUUUCCCUAGCUGAUGCCGGUGGAAGAAUGAUGUACUCCAUCAAAGAUCUCUCCGAGCUCGCUGGUUAUACCAGUCGAGUCUACACGUUAAUCUCAACACUCCAUCGAGUUCACGCAAACGCUUACUUCCCACCUCGGGGAACGCAACCUGAAUUAUACUCCCUUUCCGAUGUGCAAGGCACGAUACAUAAGGGUUUCGACGGUGUACGUUUAGAACACGUGCCAAUCGUAGCCCCGUCGAUCUUUCCCCACGGCGGCGAAGAGCUGAUCGACUCCCUCUCUCUAAUCGUUCAUUCCGGCGAGCACCUCCUCAUCUCUGGUCCCAACGGCGUAGGCAAAAGCGCCAUAGCCCGCGUCGUCUCUGGCUUGUGGCCCGUUUACCGCGGCCUAGUAUCCCGCCCACGCUCCACAGGAACUGACGGCAUAAUGUUCCUCCCGCAACGCCCCUACCUCAGCCCGGGCACUCUCCGCGACCAAGUAAUCUACCCCGAUGGCGAGCUCGAGAUGCGAAACAAAGGCCGGCGCGACAUGGAGCUGAAACACGUCUUGGAAGAAGCGAAGCUAGGAUACUUGCCUGACCGUGAAGGAGGCUGGGAUACGCGGAAAGAAUGGAAAGAUGUUUUGAGCGGAGGCGAGAAACAGCGCAUGGGCAUUGCGAGGUUGCUGUAUCAUGAGCCGCGAUAUGCGGUUAUUGACGAGGGGACUAGUGCGGUCAGCAGUGAUGUUGAGGGCUUAUUGUAUGAGGCUUGCAAGGAGAAGGGCAUUACCCUUAUUACGAUCAGUACGCGAGCGAGUCUCAAAAGAUACCAUACCUUUAAUCUGAGUCUUGGGGGCGGCGAGGAUGGUAGUGAGUGGGCGUUUGCGAGGAUUGGAACGGAGGAGGAGAAGAUGGGCGUUGAGCGGGAGCUGGGGGAGCUGAGGGAGAGGCUUGAGAAGGUCAAGGAGUGGGAGAGUAGGAAGUUGGAGAUCGAGAAGGAGUUGGAGAAAGUCUGGGUGCAAGGUGGUGAGGAGUUGGAGGGGCCGCAGUAUGUUGAAGAUAGCGGUGCUCCAGUUGCGUAG
Lachnellula hyalina is the source of this 2439-nucleotide messenger RNA. RefSeq names its product Peroxisomal long-chain fatty acid import protein (gene PXA1). The coding region runs from base 1 to 2439 and encodes 812 amino acids. NCBI's taxonomy places the organism in Eukaryota, Fungi, Ascomycota, Leotiomycetes, Helotiales, Lachnaceae. The transcript is spliced from 3 exons. Gene Ontology annotation, cellular component: peroxisomal membrane. Gene Ontology annotation, biological process: peroxisome organization; fatty acid beta-oxidation; long-chain fatty acid import into peroxisome. Gene Ontology annotation, molecular function: ATP hydrolysis activity; ATP binding; long-chain fatty acid transmembrane transporter activity. The record is from RefSeq and is a predicted model, not a curated record.